AAGGACAGAACCCGGCAAUUCAUUCGAGAUUGUCCUAAGUGUGGAAGGAAUCAUCCAGAGAGAAGAUGUCCUGCAUUCACAAGGAAUUGUUUGAAGUGUGGACCAUGCUGCCAUUUUGCAAGAAGUGCAAGGAUAGUGAGACACAAGUGCAGGAAAUGAUGAUGCAAGAGGAACACCCUGCUGAAAUGUUUGUUAGUUCUCUAGGUGGCUCAAAGUCAGAUGUGUGGUCUAUGUCUUUGAGAACUAAUGGCGGUAUGGUAAACUUUAAACUAGACACGGGAGCUCAAGUUAAUGUCUUGCCUCGGAGUGUUUAUUGUAGACUGACAGCUAAACCAGUACUGGAACCGGCUAAACUUAGAUUAAUGCCACAUGGGUUAUCUAGACCACUGCCAGUAGAUGGGCAAUGCUUCUGUCAGGUGGAGCAUGGAACAACUCACCAUUUGCAGUUUUAUGUUGUGCCGGCAACAGCUUCACCAAUAUUGGGACUGAAUGCAUGUCAAAAACUAGGACUGGUCAAACAAAUUGCUGAAGUAGAUAGAAAUGACAAUCAGAUUGUAAAGGACUCAGUUCUGAAAGAUUAUUCUACUAUUUGUGGUAACUCCAGGACUUCUAGAAGAUCAUGACGAUUGCGUCAUAAAGUACCCCCUGAUUCAGUCACUACACGGUGUGAUCUUGGCUGCGUCUCUCUAUCCACUGUCGCUGGUACAUCCCACCUAUUUGGUCAAGCACCAACCCCUGAGUUCCUGGUUUCAAGUCUGGUAAGGGUCACACUCCAUUCUUCUGUUAUAUUCUAGUAUACUUGAGUAUAGCAAUGUAGUAUACUUGAGUAUAGCAAUAGAACUCAACACAACACAUUAAUGAAGUGUAACAACAACUAGAAUUACAACGCAAAGUCUGCUUUCCUCCAGCGGGUAUUCUGACUAACCCCCGGUUAUAUCAGUCAAACCAUUUACCCAAGUCCCGUAUAGUACAGUCCUGAGCCCAACUUGAUACUAUUCCUAGCUUGUGGUUGUUGACCGCCACUGCCAAUGAGACGAUAUCAAAGUUUGAUGAAUAGAAUAAUUCUAAGGUAGCAUCUUCACGGUGAGGUAACACGGAGAAAUUCAAACUCCAUGCACCACCAUCAACAUCCGGGCACACACCUAAACCCUAUGGAACACUAGCCUCAUUUCCAGACUCUCUCUCGCUAGUCUUGUCCCAUGCCCGUAUGACAAUUCCACAGACUCUCGCAUGCUAGUCUUGUCCUUUGCCCGUAUGAAAGCUAAUUGAACACCACAAG
Corticium candelabrum is the source of this 1279-nucleotide messenger RNA. RefSeq lists its product as uncharacterized. Bases 66 to 623 code for a protein of 185 amino acids. The record is from RefSeq and is a predicted model, not a curated record. The transcript has a single exon. Lineage: Eukaryota; Metazoa; Porifera; Homoscleromorpha; Homosclerophorida; Plakinidae.